UACUCGCUCUUAAAUGUUUUCUACCCUUUGAGUUUGACAUCGAGAGCAGAGUACGUGACAUUGCAGAAAAGCCAGAGAAAUUCCAGUCAAAUUUCAAGCCAGAGUUUUUUUCCCCCAGUAUUCUAAUCGGAAGUCUUGAAAGUUUCCGAUUACAGAUCCACUUUUUAGGGUGAUCACGUACUAAUCAAGCUUCAGCAGAUGUACUUGUGAUUUCUGCUUUGCAACAUAUGCUCUGCAUUAUACGCCACACCACUCUGCCAGUAGUAGUGUUUCUCACUCCAGUCAUCCCUCCUUCCCUCCCUCUGUUGUCCCUUUCUCUGCUUCUCUCUCACUCUGUCUGAGAGUUUUUGUGUUCCCAAACGCAUGUUAUCUCUAAGCUUCCCUUGCGACAUUUGAGAUGGGUUCUUCAAGGAACCACCAUUAGAAGUUAUAACAAGCUUUUCAUCUAGGGCUCAAUGCAUGUGGAGCCGUGUUUCAGAGCUCAACAAUGGUGGCUGCUGAGAAGAAAAGGCUUGGAUUGGCGCUAUUUCUCUGUAUUGUUACACUUGCUUUUAGCGUGACAGACCCCGGCGACCUUGCUAUACUCAACCAGUUCAGAGAUGGGUUGAAGAAUCCUCAGCUGUUGAAUUGGCCUGCUAACGGCAACGACCCAUGCGGUACUCCAAAUUGGCCGCACGUAUUUUGUUCCGGCAACAGAGUUUCGCAAAUUCAAGUUAGGGGCUUAGGCUUGAAGGGUACCUUACCCCAAAAUUUCAAUCAGCUGUCCAAGCUGUCAAAUUUAGGCCUACAGCAGAACGAAUUCAGUGGAAAGUUGCCGUCUUUCAGCGGGUUGUCCGAGUUGAGAUACGCGUAUUUGGAUUUCAACCAGUUUGACACUAUUCCUUCUGAUUUCUUCAAUGGGCUCGUGAGUUUACAAGUGAUGGCAUUGGACUAUAAUCCUCUUAAUGCCUCAACUGGCUGGUCACUGCCUUCUGACUUGCAAAGUUCAGCUCAAUUGACUAAUCUUACUUUGAUGAGCUGUAAUUUGGCUGGUCCUUUGCCUGAAUUCUUGGGAAGUAUGUCGUCCUUACAGGUGUUGAGACUGUCUCAAAAUCGGAUUACUGGCGGUAUUCCGGCUAGUUUCAAGGACUCUACCCUGAAGGUUCUUUGGCUAAAUCAACAGUCUGGCGAGGGGAUGACGGGUCCAAUUGAUAUAGUUGCAACAAUGGGAUCACUUGUUAGUCUGUGGCUUCAUGGGAACCAUUUUUCAGGUAAAAUUCCCAAGGACAUCAACAAUUUAACUUAUUUGCAAGAUCUCAAUCUCAAUACUAAUGAUCUUGUUGGAUUAGUUCCUGAUAGCUUGGCAAGUAUGCCACUCAAUAAUCUGGAUUUGAAUAAUAAUCAUUUCAUGGGUCCAAUUCCAAAGUUCAAAGCUGUUAAUGCUAGUUAUUCAGCCAAUCCAUUUUGCCAAACAAGUGCGGGCGUUUCCUGUGCUCCUGAAGUCAUGGCACUCUUAGAAUUUCUCGAUGGGGUGAAUUACCCGCCUAGGCUUGUUCAAUUGUGGUCAGGAAAUAACCCAUGUGAAGGGCCAUGGUUGGGAUUGAGCUGCAAUUUCGAUAAAAAGGUCGAUGUCUUGAAUUUGGCCAAGUCCAACCUUUCUGGAAACUUGAGUCCUUCAAUUGCAAGUCUUGAUUCUCUCACUCAUAUAUAUCUGGGGUCGAAUAAUCUUUCAGGAGAAAUUCCUUCAAAUUGGACUGAACUAAAAGCCUUGAUGUUGUUGGAUUUGAGUAACAACCAUCUUUCCCCUCCUUGGCCAAACUUUAGUACCACUGUACACCUUAACCUGAAGGGAAAUUUACCGCUAAGUCCUAGUCCUUCAAGUAGUACCCCAUCGCCAGAAGGUUCGCAAACCUCAAUUCCCUCUUCUCCAUCAACAAAAGGAUCAAAUUCUAGUUCUAGUAACCCUGCCAAAAAUUCUAACCAAGGAGGACAUCCGAGUGAGUCCAAGUUAGUUGCAGUCUUAGCCCCUGUUGCAACUUUUGCACUUGUGGUCUGUUUGGUUGUGCCCCUACUUCUUUGUUACUGUAAAAAGAGAAAAGAUACAUGCCAAGCUCCUAGUUCUAUUGUAAUUCAUCCAAGAGAUUCAUCCGAUCCCGACAAUUUGGUGAAGAUUGCCGUUGCAGACAAUACCAAUAGAAGCGUUUCUACAUUGACAGGAAGUGGUUCUGCCAGUAGGAACAGUGGCGAUUCUCAUACUAUCGAGGCUGGAAACUUAACCAUAUCGGUCCAAGUUCUUCGAAACGUGACAAAAAAUUUUGCUCCAGAAAAUGAACUUGGGCGUGGUGGCUUUGGAGUAGUUUACAAAGGAGAGUUGGAUGAUGGAACAAAGAUUGCAGUUAAGAGAAUGGAAGCUGGAGUACUUAGUAGCAAGGCUCUGGAUGAAUUUCAAGCCGAGAUUGCCGUCCUUUCUAAGGUCCGUCAUCGGCAUUUGGUGUCACUUUUGGGAUAUUCUAUUGAAGGAAAUGAAAGAAUUUUGGUAUACGAGUAUAUGCCCGAAGGGGCUCUCAGCAAGCAUCUUUUCCACUGGAAGAGCUUGAAAUUAGAACCUUUAUCAUGGAAAAGAAGGCUAAAUAUUGCGUUAGAUGUUGCUAGAGGAAUGGAAUAUCUUCACAGUCUAGCUCAUCAGAGCUUCAUACAUAGAGAUCUUAAAUCUUCAAAUAUCCUGCUCGGUGAUGACUUUAGAGCAAAAGUAUCUGAUUUUGGAUUGGUGAAACUCGCACCUGAUGGAGAGAAGUCUGUGGUGACUAGGCUAGCUGGAACUUUUGGAUAUCUAGCGCCUGAGUAUGCUGUGACCGGCAAAAUCACGACAAAAGCGGAUGUCUUCAGCUAUGGGGUCGUGCUAAUGGAGUUGCUAACGGGAUUGGUGGCACUUGAUGAGGACAGACCUGAGGAAAGCCAGUACUUGGCUGCAUGGUUCUGGCAUAUCAAGUCUAGUGAAGAGAAGCUAAUGGCAGCCAUUGACCCUGCUCUAGAUAUGAAAGAGGAAAAAUUCGAGAGCAUCUCAAUUAUCGCUGAACUUGCUGGUCAUUGUACCGCUAGAGAGCCGAACCAGCGUCCUGAUAUGGGCCAUGUUGUAAAUGUCCUGGCUUCUCUUGUUGAGAAAUGGAAACCACUUGAUGAUGAUACAGAGGAAUACUGUGGAAUUGAUUACAGUCUUCCUCUGAAUCAAAUGGUUAAGGGGUGGCAAGAGGCUGAAGGAAAGGAUCUCAGUUAUUUGGACGUGGAGGACAGCAAGGGUAGCAUACCAUCAAGGCCUGGUGGAUUUGCCGAGUCUUUUACUUCAGCUGAUGGCAGGUAGUUGCUUUUUGUUCUAAAUAUUUGUUUGAUAGAUGUAGAUAGUACUAUGUUUUACUACUCCUGUUAAUUCUGUGUAACGAAUUAUGUAACUCUACAGUUCCCCUUUUGUGAGAUGUUGAUAUACAGAAUUGAAGUAGAAUUAGUUAUCUUUCCAGUUUA
Molecule: messenger RNA, 3495 nt
Organism: Coffea eugenioides
Lineage: Eukaryota; Viridiplantae; Streptophyta; Magnoliopsida; Gentianales; Rubiaceae
Product: receptor protein kinase TMK1-like
Exons: 2
Coding region: 488-3337 (949 amino acids)
Biological process (GO): protein phosphorylation
Molecular function (GO): protein binding; protein kinase activity; ATP binding
Source: RefSeq, a predicted model, not a curated record